AUGGCGCCCGACGCUACACCCUUCCUCUCUGGUCGCAAGGUCGUCGUCUGCGGCGCCGGCCUCGCCGGCCUGACCUUUGUGCUGUCCCUCCUGCAGACCUGGGACGCCGCGGUGCCGGCGCCCGAGGUGCUUCUCGUCGACGCCGACGGCCGCGACGAGAGCCUCGCGCGCGGCCGCUACGACCUGCAGCUCAACGCCGACACGGAGGACUCGGCGCUCGUCGGGCUCCGCGACCUCGGCCUCCUCGACGACGUGCUCGCCCAGGCCGUCACGCGCAACAACCCCGACGCCACCAUGCACGUCUGGGACAAGGCGUGGAAGUCGCUCGUCACCAUCAAGCCCAAGCUCGUCGAGGGCUUCGCCACAGGCGGCGUCCGCAUCCCCCGCUCCGCCCUCCUCGCCCUCCUGGUCGCGGCCGUCGAGGCGCGCACCAAAAUCAGCUGGGGCACCGCCGUCCAGGACGCCACGCGGCUCCCCGACGGCACCCUGCGCGUGUCGCUGCUCGACAAGACCGCCGGGGGCGCUGCCGCCUCGCAGGUCCUGUGCGACCUGCUCGUGGCCGCCGACGGCGACGAGAGCACCCUGCGCCGCAUCUUCCGCCCCGACGACGUCACCAAGCUCACCGGCCACGUCGCCAUGGGCGGCCAGGUGGACUUUGGGGACCGCGCGAGCGCCCCGGCGCCGCUGACGCGCGACUUUGGCAUCGUCGUCGGCGGCGACGGCGUCGCCUCGGCGCUCGUGCAGCUCAACAACAACGGCAAGCUGCUGUGGUCCGUCUUCAAGGAGGAGAAGACGCCGCGCGCCACGUACGACAACACCGACGCCGCCGCCUUUGCCGCGCUGCUCGACGAGGCCCGCGCCACGUCCAAGAGCAUCGCCGAGCCGCUGCCCUCGCUCAUCCGCCAGACGAGGCAGGACACGAGCUUCGCGCGCCCGGUGCGCGAGCGCGACGCCUUUGCCCACGACGCCCCCGCCCUGCGCGGCGUCAUCUUCCUCGGCGACGCUAAUCGCUAUGUCAGCGUGUACAUGAACAACGGCGGCGCCCUGGCCAUCCGCGACGGCAUCGGCCUCGCGCAGGAGCUCAAAGCCCACACCUCGCUCGAGGCCGCCACGGCCGCGUACGACAAGGCAGCCCUGGCGCGCAGCACAAAGGCCAUCAAGGCCGGCCGGCAGACGAUGACCACGGCGCACCUCAGCGGCUGGAAAUGGAGCGUGGCCAAGACGGCCUUGUCGGCGGGAAGCUUGCUCACGGGCAACUGA
This is a messenger RNA of Cordyceps militaris CM01, 1260 nucleotides long. RefSeq names its product monooxygenase, putative. The coding region runs from base 1 to 1260 and encodes 419 amino acids. The transcript has a single exon. Gene Ontology annotation, molecular function: FAD binding. Lineage: Eukaryota; Fungi; Ascomycota; Sordariomycetes; Hypocreales; Cordycipitaceae. The record is from RefSeq and is a predicted model, not a curated record.